This is a messenger RNA of Osmerus eperlanus (European smelt), 941 nucleotides long. It is a transcript of the gene mtfp1, whose product is annotated as mitochondrial fission process 1. Lineage: Eukaryota; Metazoa; Chordata; Actinopteri; Osmeriformes; Osmeridae. The coding region runs from base 164 to 661 and encodes 165 amino acids. Gene Ontology annotation, biological process: mitochondrial fission. The record is from RefSeq and is a predicted model, not a curated record. Gene Ontology annotation, cellular component: mitochondrion. The transcript has 4 exons.
UUAAUAAUUCAGGAAAAAGGUUUCUCUUGGCUAAUUUUGAAGAUCUCUCUGUGAAACAGUUACACAACAUGCAGACGCUCCCACAAGCUGUAGUUGUGGGACGAUCAGUCAACGCACUGGAAUUGAACUAGUCUGUACUACGGUGAUGGAGUAAAGAGAAAGCAUGGAGCCAGUUGAAAUAAAAACCAGCAAGGAGGUGGAUAUUUAUCGUGACACAUGGGUCCGCUUCCUAGGCUACGCUAACGAGGUAGGUGAGGCGUUCCGUGCGCUGGUGCCCAUCAGCGCAGUGUGGGGGAGUUACGCUGUGGCAACGGCCUACGUUACCACGGAUGCCGUCGACAAGGGCAGGAAGGCUGCUGAGGCUCAUGGCGAUGCCCCAGGCCGGACAACGCGGGUGGCGGUGGCGGUGGUGGACACGUUUGUCUGGCAGGCCCUAGCCUCUGUGGCAGUGCCAGGGUUCACCAUCAACCGCGUGUGUGCCGCCUCCCACUUCCUGCUGGGCCGCGCCACACGCUGGCCCCUUCCCGUACGCAAGUGGACCACCACGGCCAUCGGCCUCUCCACCAUCCCCUUCAUCAUCACACCCAUAGACAGGGGUGUGGACUACGUGCUAGACUCCAGCCUCAGGAAGGUGUAUGGACACGGAGAGAAGCACGACUGAGGAGGGAGAAUCGUGUCAGCUCGUCUCCCUGGUCUUAGUGCCCCUCCCAGGGCAGUUUAGGAGGGGGACUCCCUCCCUCCUUCUCUCUCUACCCCCCUGCCCUCCCCUCCCUCUGUCCGUCAUCCUGUCUUAUUCACCUAUAGUUUACCCUCCAUUCAUCCACCUGUUUCCUUCUCCAGCUCAUGUCCCAGCCCCCCAGCCCCCCAGCCCCUCUGCCCCCCAGCCCCUCUGCCCCUCAACCCCUCUGCCCCCCAGCCCCUCUGCCCCCCAGCCCCUCUGC